Messenger RNA from Protopterus annectens (West African lungfish), 5774 nucleotides. It is a transcript of the gene RUFY4, whose product is annotated as RUN and FYVE domain containing 4. Gene Ontology annotation, cellular component: autophagosome; lysosome; late endosome. Gene Ontology annotation, biological process: plus-end-directed vesicle transport along microtubule; positive regulation of autophagosome maturation. The transcript is spliced from 10 exons. The coding region runs from base 63 to 3410 and encodes 1115 amino acids. The record is from RefSeq and is a predicted model, not a curated record. NCBI's taxonomy places the organism in Eukaryota, Metazoa, Chordata, Ceratodontiformes, Protopteridae.
UUUCUGAACUUCGUGAUGAGUACAAAGAAAAUGAAAGUCCGAUCAAUGAUGAGAGCCCACCUAUGAUCCUACUCUGCGCCAAACUAGAGUACCUGCUACAGUUUGAUCAGAAAGAGAAGAAAUCCUUCUUUGGAACCAGGAAGGAUUACUGGGACUUUAUUUCCGUCAGUAUGAAGAAGAAAGCUGCAAAAGACUUUCAGCAAAUGGAACAAGCUGUGAGCGAGCUAAAGACUUCACUGGGGAAAGGAAGACGUUUUAUGCAGUACUGCCUAGUACAUAACUGUCUUGCUGACACCCUGCAGCUGUGUUUCAUGAACACUCAACUCACAAGUGAGUGGUACUAUGCGAGAAGCCCAUUCUUAAAAGAUGAGCUACGAUCUGCAAUCAUUUCCCAUCUUUAUGAGCUAAAUGGGAUUCAGUUUGACCUAGAUAUGAGAGGCACCAAUCUAGAUGUGGGAUGGCCGCUGGCUACAAGGCCAACAAAAGUUAUCAGUAAAAUGCUGAACGGCACUAACAACAACAGCAAAUCUACUUCCCAGGAUGACUGCCCACAAAUGGAAGAUGAAAUUGUUUGUGAAAGCUUCAACUAUCAGAAGACCACACCGUUCGCAUCCACCUCAGAGGGACUGCAUAUCUCAAAUCAGCCUGCCAUGACUGAAAACUCUGCUGAUGAUUAUUUAACAAGAAAUUUGAAAGCAGUAUCUGUAGACUAUGAACUGAAAAUGUCAUCCUUGGAGAAACAAAAUCAGGAACUCCUCAGCAAAGUUAACAUGAUUCAGAAGGAUGUAUCUCAGCAGCAAAGAGUUCCAGAUACAUCCAAGGACCUUCAAAAGAUCCAUGAACUUCUUAGCAACUUAGCAUCCAGUGAGAAAAGAGAACUGGAGCUCAGGAAACAAAGUUCAAAGCAGCAGUCCCAAAUUAAAAAUCUGAAGCAGGAGAUAGAAAAGAAGGAAGAAAAACUUCAAGAACUGAUAGCAAAGAAGGAAAAGCAAGACAAAGUUCUGUUUGAGAAGGACAACCAAGUCCAACUAGAGGUAGAAAAGAUCCGAGAGAGUUAUAAACAACAAUCAGAAGAUGAAUGUAAAAGAACAGCACAGCUGGAAGAGAGUAAUAAGUUAUUAAGUGAAACCACUGAGGAACUGGAUAGUCUCGUUAAUAGCUUAAAAGAAGAGCUAUCAGCAAAGCAGCAAGACAUCUUGCUACUUCAGAAACAAAACAGUGAUGCAAUAGCCACACUAACAAAAAAUCAUCUUGUGGAACUUGAAAAAAUGAAGCAAAUACAUAUGAGAGACUUGAAUAACCAUGCAAGUCAGAAGAAGAAUUUAGAAGAUCAACUAGCCAAAGAAGCAGAAUCCCUUUUAUCCAAGGAACAGCUUUUGGAUGAUGUAAAGAACAAGCUUCAGAACACAGAGGUGAGGAUAAGUAGCCUGGAAAAACACAGGAUAGAGCUGGAAGGGCAAGUUAAGCAACUGGGAAGGGAGAAAAAAGAGAUAAUGAUUGAGGCCGAGUUACAUCAGAGGAAAUAUGAACAGCUGCAGUCUGAGAACAUGACACUCCAGGAUACAUUUCACAAAAGUCAAAAGACAAUUGAGGAACUUGAACUUUCAAGAUUCUCCCUCCAGACAGAAAUAAGACAACUUCAAAAUUCUGAAUCACUGAUUCUUGGACAAGGAAACAGAGAUGAACUUACACUAGAUGAAAAAUACCACAAGCUACUAGAUGAAAUAAAGCUGAGUGGAGAGAAACUAACAGAAGUGGAAGUGCAGAACAUGAAACUGUCUCAGAAACUGAAGGCGUACCAGGUAGAAAAAGAUAAUAUUGAAAAGGAAAAGACUGAGCUUCUGCAGUCACUGACUUCUCAUCAACAGCUUCUUAAAGAUUCAAAGCUUGAAGCUGAAACACUAAGCAAGCAAGCUUCUGCAUACGUGGAACAAAUAGUUUCGUUAAAGAAUGCCGUUGAACUAGGAGAGACUAUAAUAAAUGAGAAGAAAAACGAAGUCAGAUGUCAAAAAGAACACCUUGUACAAACCACAAAACGUCUGUCAGAAAUGCAGACAAUCAAGUCAGAGAUGGAAAUCAGCCUAGGUAAAGCCAUGUCUCAGAUCGAGACACUGCAGAGUGAGAAAACCAAUAUGGAGAACCAGAUGUCAGAAUUAACGAGACAUCAAGAAGAAUGCCUAAGAGACAUGAAAACACAGUUGUCUGUCUUAGAGAAGCAGUUGAAAGAGGUGGUGAUAUCUAGAGACAAUAUACAAGAGGAAGGAUCUACACUAAAAGCUUUGCUGCAGGAGCUCUCAGACAGGAAGUGCUCUGCUGAAACUGAGCUGAAAAUUGCUUCUGAUGCUUUGGAGGAGAAGUCACUUCAACUUAACAAGGUGAAAAAGGAAGCAGAACACCUUAAACAGUCACAUCAAGAAGAGUUGGGAAAACUAACUAAGUGUGUUGCAGCACUUGAAAAAGAGAGAGAUUUUUUAGCACAGCAGAAAAAAGACCUGGAGAAUAAGAGUUUUGUUAUGGAUGAAGAGAAUCUGAAGAUGAGAUAUGAAAUGAAAAGGCUGGAAAUGGAAUACUGUGCUGCUCAGCAAACCACAGAUAAACACAUUGCUGAAGUAGUAGAGCUGAAAACUCAGCUGCAGAAACGUUUGUCAGAGAAAGAAAACUUGGAAAAGAAAUAUGCUGACAUCACAGCUCAACAGAAAAGGCAGAAUGAAGAGUGUCUGAAAGUUCUGCAAGAGCUGAAAGCUCUGCAGAAUGAAAACCAGCAACUGCAAACAGCGGCACUCUUGGUCAGUACACUAAGAGAAGAAAAUCAGCAGCUACAAAGAAAGUUACAUGAGUCACAAGGACAAGUGCAGAAGAUGGAGAACAACUUGCAGCAGGAAAGAAUGGAAAUGAAAGAAAAGCUCACCAAGGAAACUGAAGAGUUUGCUGCCCAACAAAAGGCUGCAAAAGAAAACUUUGCCAAACUGACUGAAGAGAAUAUGUCAAAAGGAAAACUUCUACAAAGGAAAGAAGAAGAACUACAAUCCGUGAAAACCAAGUUAAGCCAUUCAGAAGGUCAGUGCACAGAACUGAAGAAUGCAGUGGAGAAAACAGAGAGAGAGCUGAAAGAAAAUGAAAAAAACUACAAAGCAGAUCUAGAGGAAAAAAACGAUACCAUCAAGAACAUGAAAGAUCGCGUUGUGGAGCUUCUAAGGGAAAAGGAUGAGUUGUGGAAAAAGUCUAAUAUGAUGGAGACCCAGCAGAAAUCUUCACCCUCACCUCGUGAUCCAAACACGUGUGCUACAUGCAACAAAGACUUCAAGCUGCUGGAGAAAAAAUAUCAAUGCAGGUCUUGUAAAGCCACCAUCUGUCCGUCAUGCUGCAGAGAUGCUGGAAAGAAGGAGCGUAUCUGUGUCAAUUGCUCCUAGGUGAGACUGUAUCCAGUGGCUGCCAUUGUCUUGCGAGGACUCCACAGGGUUAAGAAGAUAUCUGGGCAGAUGAAACAGCACUUAGGCUGAAACAAGCUUCUCUAGCUGUGUUCUUAAUUUGUGCACCAUGCUGUAUGAGAAUGAACAAAUCAGAUGUUACUGCAAUCACAUACAUACAUAUUUCGCUGCUGCCUGGUAUAAACCUAAAACUGGGCUCUGGUUUCUAUGAACAGUUGUUUAAAAAGUAUAUUACCAUAUGUGGGAGAAAGGCAAAUAUAAACUGUAACGUGACGCACUGAGGAAAGAAGAAGCUGAUUUGUUUCAAAACGGUGCUCGUCUACCUACUAAUGAGAAUGUUAGUGUUGCAGCCAUAUCGAUGAGGUGUAUAGCGUGAAUGGCCCUCUAUCAUAAAUAUGAGAGCUGAUACUUACGUCCAAACAGUCCGAAAAAUGAACUACAAUUAAAAAAAAAAACAGCAACAAAUUCUGAGACUCACUAUUACAUUUUUUAAGCAUUUUUUUAUGGGUGCCCCUGAUGAGGGGUUGUAUCACCACGCUCCAAUACUGUUAUAUACACUAACUCCAAUAUCACUGUCAUUUGAAUGGGAAACACUUUAGGAUGACACAACCUCAAUUUGUACAUAUUCCUCUACCUUUGCACUUGCAGUACUGUUAUUCUGAGGCUUGUAGUCACUGAAUCAAAAUUCAGUAGGUGAAUCAUAAUCUAAAGCAGCAUAACAUCAGAGUGGAUCAGAAACUCUUCCCUGCUGUCCAUCUGUCUUUUUGUCUGUUGACCCACCACUGAAAAUCUGAGGAGAAAUGAUAAAUGUCUAAAGGAGUGAGCUUUAAAAAAGUUAAGAGGUACACACAGCUAAAAUCAAGUACCUGACGUAGUGGUGAAAAAAAGCACUAAAACUCUCCAAAGAGCUGAUAGCUAAUACAAAAGUGAAGCAGUUCUGCAUGGCCGCUUUAUUUGUUCUCUGUUUAUUUGUACUUGCAUUAUAUAAUGGCUGUAUAUCUACCUUUGCUUUACUGAGCAGAGAAAAUUACUAUGAUCUGCUUCAGCAUAUUAUCCUUUAAAAAGCAACAAAUGUACAUGUGUGUGUGCGUGCGCACUUUUGUGAGUGUGUGCCUGUGUGUGUGUGCAUGCCUGUCAGUGUGCAUGUGUCAGUGAGUGUGAAAACUCACUGUCAUAAAAGUAGCAAUGAUCUGCACAAGCUUUCUGUCUUGACCAUGACUUACCUCAGAAUUAGUUAUGUUUGCAGGCCAAAUACAAGUCAUGUUUGUACAAUGUCAUUCAUUCUAUGCAUGGCCAAAAGGGAAUGAGGCUAUUGUCGAUGGCCACUAAUACAUUUGCUAUAACAAUACAGACCUUCAGCUUCCUUCUCAUGUUCACACAUUGGGCAGAAUGACAGUGGUCUAGAUGACCACACAGUCCACAGAGUGUCACCAUGAGCUCUAGAGAGAUUACACUUGACAACGAGAUUAUACAAAGUGUUUAAAAAAGUGCUGAUCCAAGCCUAAGGGGGUGCCCACUAUACUGGUACAAGGUAUAUGUUGGGGUUCCACACAUCCACAGCUAAAGACAAUAACCAUCAAUAUGAGGAACAAAAAUGUGCCAAACAGUGACGGUACAGAAAUUGAAUUUAUGAUGUCUUUGAUUGCAAUCAACAAAGUUGUCUGUACUCGAACAAUUGAUUGUAACUUACUUUUUUGUUAUACUGCUCAUGAGUCAAGGACUAGGCUGUCACUUUCUGGAUGCUGCAUAAAUCUAUACUGCGGUGUAGAAAUGGCUUAGUGCAUCUAGUUACUGAACCUCUUGUCACAGUCAUGUAUUGCUGAGAUUGUACGCACUAAAACAUCUGUAUUUCUGACAAGUUCAUUUACCUCCAUUGCCUUGCUCUUACCUGAAUCCGUGAUAAAGUGAUUAUGACAUCAUUGUUUCUCUUGUGACAGUAGACCCUGAUGUCACAACAAAAAAUAUGAGGUCAGAUAAUGAAUAUAAAACUGCAGAUUAACUCAAGCGGCAUAUUAAUGGAAUAUUUUUAUGAAUUUGUAAAGAUCUGUUUACUAUUAAGUUUUGGGAAAAUGCAAUAUAUAUACAAAAAUGUAAAUGUAGCUCUAUGUAAUUACUAUAUUCUUUUUUCACAUUUUUCACUAAGGUGCUUACAGAUGUCUAAUAGUUUUACUAUUUAUAUAGAAGACAAAUAUAUUUUUGGCACGGCCAUACACCUCACAUAUGUAUAAUCCCAUUGACAGCUUUUGUAUUAUGUCUUUAAAAUGUUUGUUGAUGUGCCAUUAGAACAGUGUACUGUAACCAUCUACAAGCAAAGCACAAUAAACCCAAAUAAAAGCUAUUUGUCCA